CGAGCUCAUGCCGUCUGUCCGCGCGGCUGACCGCCUCCCUCCGCUACUCCCGGGUUUGCUUCUGCUGUUAGGCCCUCCUCACACGGGGAUACUGAAGUUGCUUAGAUACCGCGAGACUCGGCGACCGAGCGACUCGUCAUGUAGAUAGGCAUGGCGUCACUCAGACGGCGAUACUGGAGUGGCGGAGACUGGAAGUCGUAAGCAACGUAAAUCCCGGCGACUCAGCAUGCUGGUCUCCACGCUACUCCAGUAGCCUACGCGGCGCGAUACUGUAUUGUAGCGAACAAUGGGCGAGCAGGCGUUUAAUAUCAAAUUUGUAAACGAAGUUGAGAAACACCCAGAACUCUAUAACUACAAGUUGAAAGGGUAUUCAAAAAAGGAUGUGACUGACAAAGCAUGGAAUGAUGUCGCAAAAGAAGUGCAACUCACAGUUAACGAAUGCAAAGAAAAAUGGAAAAAUCUCCGUUCAGUUUUUGUCCGUCACAUAAAGCCACCUCCAAGUGGUUCAAGUUCCAAAAAUAAGAAACCAUAUUAUCUAUCGGAGGCAAUGAAAUUUACCCUACCAUUCAUAAAAACGCUUGGUACACCAUCGGGGAAUUUGCCAGAAGUCAUCAAUGAACAAAACCUGGAACACAGUUCAUCUGACCCAACACAAAAUACGGAAGACGUUGCGGCUGAAGAGGAGGAAUAUAUCUCAGAUAACGCAAUACUAACUACAACACCACAACUUUCCCUUCCUUCACCUAUGCUGCCAAAUACUGACUUCUCGCAAGAACAUGCUCAUCAUUCCCAACAAAUGACUCAUGAUCCCUUUUCCAACCCAAAAGAUAAUUUAUCAAAGCGUAAAAAGCAAACAGUGACGGAAGUGGACAAGUCCUUUAUGGAAUACAUGAAUGCAAAGAAAAGGAAACUUGAAUCGAAUUCAAACGAUGAUAGGCAAGUAAAAAAGUCGUUUCUUCUAAGCCUUUUACCAGAAAUCGAACCUUUGACAGAUGCACAAAUGAAAUCAUUCCGACGUAGGGUUCUGCAGCUUAUUGAUGACAUCACGAAUCCAAAAGACAUGCACCAACACGUACCAGCUUACCAACAGACCCCAACUUACUCCUACAGUGUUUCCACGCAUUCAUCGUUGGCUACAGAUAAUGCUUCAAUUUGUUCGUCGCCUGGAAAUCAAACUAUUCCACAGAAAGUACAAGAUACUGAAACGCAACAGUAUUUUGAAGUCAUCCAAGAGACUUUACAAUAUGAGCAGGAACAUAAUGUGAUGUGAUGUUUUGUUGGGUGUGUAAACAUAUAACUUUGGUGUACGUGUUUUUAUCUCUAUUAUGUUGUUUAUUUUUGUGUUUACAGUCAUGAUUUGAAUGUUUGUGUAAUGGGUAUUCUUUAAAUAGUUUAUAUAUAUACAUUUUUUCUUUUGCAGUACAUUAUUUGAAUGUGUAUUUCUUAGGUAUAUUUGAAUUAAACAUUGGAAUGAAUUUAUGCAUAAGAUAUGUUUAUACUUUCACCUUUCAGUUGACUGGAAUACUUGGGUAUAAAUAACUUUAGAUUAUUUAACCUGUUAACGUUAAAGUGCACAUUCUUAAGAUCCAUACAACAGCCAUUUUCCACAGAUAAAAUAAGUAAUUGCGGCCUCAAGUUAAAAUGCAUACAUUGUUUUUAUUCGCCAAGCAUCAGUAUAUACGUUAAAAUACUUGGAAAGAAAUAGAUUUGUGUUGAAGGGAAACAUUUAGAAGUGCCUUAACAAAAAUUCGUAAUAAUUUGUAUUUCUUAACUUACUUACCUCAAAGUUAUCAGCAAUCGUUCACCGGGGCUCACGCAUUCCCUCAUAGUGGUAUCCCUAUAAUACAUCGCAGGUGUAACAAUUUCCGUUAACAUUUGGUAAGUCUCCUUCGUCAUUCUGUAGAAAGCGAUGAAUUUUGAGUCUGUCUCUUGCAAUUCUUUGGCCGCGACAAAUAAUCUACAAUUAAUGUUCCUUUCUAUAUAUGGAUGAACCCACAAUCUUUUCCUACUUCGUUUUCUAUAAUGUUGAUAAUAUUGGAUAACAAUAUCACUAUCGUCACUGCUGUUAUCACUGGACAUUACAUACAAUAUAUAGGCACUUCACGGUUCCACAAGAUACUCGGGCUGUACUCACGAUGCAUUUUUUCCUCCCAGUCUCUGAUAUUUUAGUAGCGUCGUGUGAAGAUAACGGGCGACUAGAGUCACCCAGUCACACAGUUGCCUAGUCUCCAGGCUACCAGCGAUCGUUUUGUAGGCAACUUCAGUAUCCCCGUGUGAGGAGGGCCUUAGGGUGCCGCCUGUUCGGGCGCUAAGGGCGACACUAGCUCGCGCAUCACACGCCUCUUCGCCUCUACGCCUCUACGCCUCUACGCGCCAGCCACAGAACUAGCGUGCAGUCUUCGCCUCUAUGAGACUUGUAGCAGUGACCCUAUCAUUUCAUGAUGAAAUAAUAAAGAUAAAGGCUCCCUGCACGUGCCUAUACCACUUAACCAUAUUUGUGUUGAAUUUUUCAAACCUUAAAAUGUCCGUGAAGACACCCGUUUUAGCCUUUUUAACUGUCCAAAAAAUACACGUUCUAGACGAAACCAUGGAACGAAAUACGCAAUGGCUCUUAAAUGCUAUUCGUAUAAGACAAAUGUAAUACAUCUCGAGCAGUAUAUAAAUGGCGUGUUAAAACCUGGAGCUGUGUACGUCGCCUUCUGACAACUCGGCCAAACCCGUCUAGUCAGGGGUGCACUUGUGUUAGUGAGGCGGGUUGAUAAGUGCGACGCUUACUGCUGCUAAACUAGCGCGCAAUCUUCUCGUCGUGCAUAGGACAACUGUGAGAUUUGAGCGGUAACCAUAACAGUAUAUGACGGAGAACUGAAGGUAAAGGUGUAAUCAAAGUCACUUGAGAGCUUUCAGUAAUCUGUACCGAAUGUUUCAUACCUAAAUAUUACUCUGAAAACAAAGAUAGGAAUUUUCACUCUCCUAAAAAUACAGCUUAAAAAACUAAAAACAGAGCACUCGGAUAUCUAGAACAGUUUUUAAAUCACGUGGUGUUUUUCUGAAGUGGCAAUCUAUUUGUGCCCUUAUGAGGAUGGCUUCUUUAACUUUGUGUUUUUUUCAUCAUUUAAAUGAGUCAUAAAAUUGUUUAAAAAUGGUUUAAUCGAUUUAGUGUUUGUUUUUUUAAGACUUCAAAGCUCAUUAUAUUUUUGCUCUAGCAUGUUGAUUAGUUAAUUUUUUGUCAUUACUAUUAAUUAUUGUUGGCUUUUCCACAAAUUUAUCACGAUAGCUUUUUUGCAUUUUAUUUUUUCGUUUUAAAUUCUCAACAGAUAUUAAUGAAAUAUUAGCCAAAAGUAGUAAAGAGUCACGUAAGUAUUAAAAAUUAUGAUAUUUUGAGUAACCUUCAACAGCUCUAAAAUAACGCUUUUUAAAUAUCUGGUGACAUAAUUUGUGUCUCAACAUCAAAUUCAAGAGAGUUAUUCGACUAUUUACAGAAAAAUAAAACUGACAGAAAUGAAUAAACCCAUUUGUGUGUGCCAACUUUAUUAACCAAAUUUGAUUACCUCGUAACUUAAAAAAUCUUAUUAAUUUAUCAGGUUUAUAUAAAAACCUAAUUGUUGAAUGUUUAUUAAUGAAAUCUUUAAAAAAAGUAACUGGUAGUAAUUGGUUUUACGAUAAGGGUUCCAUAGAAACAUUUAAUCCAAAACUGUAUAAGACAUGGAUACAUGCCAUUACUUAUUAUUAGUAUUAAAAUAUAAAUCCUAACAUAAAAUUAACACCAUUUAAUAAUCACUUAUUGACUAUAUAAAAGUAAUUGUAAGAAAAACUGCCACCUCGCGUUUUUUUCCUAAAACAUUUCUUCUCAUUUACAUAAUUAAGAUUUACUUACAGCUUGCGUGUUUUCAACAGCCGUGCUGUGUACGCUAACUUGUACAAUUUGCUAUCGAUAACCUGGUUGGCAUUGCUGUUUUCUUUCUUAGUAAGCUGUUGGGUAUCUCAGCCUUUUCGCGGCAUGAGCCGUGUUAUUUGUAACCAGUCGAGAGUAAUUUUUGAAAUCUAUACCUACUAACAUUAAAACUAUUUUAGGUAAAAAGUCUGUUCAUGGAUGAAAUUUUGGAAAUAAACUAUUGGAAAUGGGUAUUAACAUUAUUUAGCACUAAAUAAUAUAUUUUAAUUUUGUUUGUUGGUCUGUUUUAUGGCUUAAAAGAUCAUAUCUCUGAAACUAAUCAAGAUGAGAAAAUAUAUUAGGUGUCAAUCUAACAUAACGAAACAUUCUAAAAACCAUUCUAAAACCAGUUUGCUUACUUACCGGAGUAUAUUGUAGGGAUGCGUGAAGCAUGGCUUGUGGGUUGUGCAGGAGUGAUAAUGAAAUGGGAUGAAUUUACAUGAGGAAAUAAUGAUAAGUAGAAUUUCAUAGAAAUACAUCUUUAAACUCACAUGCUUUGGCCGCAACACUUCAGCCUGCCAUGGGGCUUAUCCACCAGUAUUCAGUAUUUGUUCGGCACUUAAAACCAAACGGGAACUGGAGGUAACUCAAAGCAACACACACAAA
Molecule: messenger RNA, 4537 nt
Organism: Bacillus rossius redtenbacheri
Lineage: Eukaryota; Metazoa; Arthropoda; Insecta; Phasmatodea; Bacillidae
Exons: 2
Coding region: 287-1270 (327 amino acids)
Biological process (GO): regulation of transcription by RNA polymerase II
Cellular component (GO): nucleus; transcription regulator complex
Molecular function (GO): DNA binding
Source: RefSeq, a predicted model, not a curated record